Molecule: messenger RNA, 1066 nt
Organism: Suncus etruscus (white-toothed pygmy shrew)
Lineage: Eukaryota; Metazoa; Chordata; Mammalia; Eulipotyphla; Soricidae
Gene: PRSS33
Product: serine protease 33
Exons: 5
Coding region: 1-957 (318 amino acids)
Biological process (GO): proteolysis
Molecular function (GO): serine-type endopeptidase activity
Source: RefSeq, a predicted model, not a curated record
AUGAUGUCAAAGUGCCCCCUUGCUGCUCUGGGGCGAGUUGGCUUGGCAAUACAUGGUGAAGAGGCCUGGCACCAGUCCACGCCCCGAGUAUUGCCACCUUCCGCCCCCUCGUCCUGUUAUUUGACACCAAAUCCUAAUCCAGCCCUUGCCCAACUUCCUGCUCCAGGUGCUGCUACGACUCUGGGGGCUGUAGCCUGCGGGCAGCCUCGAAUGUCCAGUCGGAUCAUAGGGGGCCGGGAUGCCCGGGAUGGCGAGUGGCCGUGGCAGGCAAGCAUCCAGCAUCAUGGGGUACAUGUGUGUGGAGGUUCACUCAUCGCCCCACAGUGGGUCCUCACAGCUGCCCACUGCUUCCCAAGGUGGGCAAUGCCGUCUGAGUACCAUGUGCGUCUCGGAGGGCUGCACCUGGGCCCGUGGGUGCCGAGCGCCAUCUUAGCUCCUGUGCGCCGGAUACUGCUGCCCCCCAACUUUUCCGAGGAUGAGGGUCGUGGGGACCUGGCCCUGCUGCAGCUGCGCCGCCCAGUGGUCCUCAGUACUCGCGUGCAGCCCGUCUGCCUGCCACAGCGCGGGGCCCGCCUGCCCUCCGGCACCCCGUGCUGGGUCACUGGCUGGGGCAGCCUGCACCCUGGAGUACCCUUUCCAGAAUGGCGGCCUCUGCAGGAAGCGAAGGUGCCACUGCUGGACGCGCGCAGUUGUGACCGCCUCUACCACUUGGGCACAAAUGUGCCCAAGGCUGAGCGCAUAGUGCUGGCUGAGAACCUGUGUGCUGGUUACAUGGACGGCCACAAGGAUGCCUGUCAGGGUGACUCUGGGGGACCCCUGACCUGCAUGAAGUCUGGGCGCUGGGUGCUGGUGGGAGUGGUGAGCUGGGGCAAGGGCUGUGGCGUGCCCAACCGCCCCGGAGUCUAUACCAAUGUAGCCACCUACAGCCCCUGGAUUCAGGCUCACAUUGGGCUCUGAUGCAGGGACACAGGCCAAAUGAGGGCCUGGUGUCCCUACUCAGCCCAUCUGGGAACCCCUAUAGCCCUAAAUCCUGCCUUUUCUGAGUAAAUCAGUAUCUCUCCCCCAC